Molecule: messenger RNA, 3882 nt
Organism: Haliotis rufescens (red abalone)
Lineage: Eukaryota; Metazoa; Mollusca; Gastropoda; Lepetellida; Haliotidae
Exons: 9
Coding region: 382-2448 (688 amino acids)
Source: RefSeq, a predicted model, not a curated record
GCAGUACAGCGCUCUGACAGCACAGGCCGUCGAACAAUGGGCCCUGACUCGCGUCUAACUGUGAGUGUUGAACUGGUCGUCAGCUGAUCUGUACACGAUCGUUGGGCGAGUGGGAGAGUUCCAUGUUCUCCGUGCACUCCUGCUAAUACCACGGCAACUCCUUAGUGGAUAUGUGCUGCUCCUAGGAAAAGCGCGGGAAACUGUCGUCUGCUUUAUUCCCCGUUUCAAGAGUUCUCGAGUUUCAUCGUCUGCUGACGAACUGCCGGCUGUUUUCGUCAGUAGAGAUCGUCUCCCGGCCGAUCAACACAUGGAUACAGAACCUCUUUAAGAUGUAAGAGGACCAUUUGGAAUUUUAUUAUAAACUGUCAUCGCCAAGAAAAAAUGGAUUCAAUGGAUUGGAUACGAUGCUUUUUGUGCGUGAUUUUUAUUUCAGCUGUUGAUGGAUAUAUCCGAAACCAAGAUAAUGCCUGGCAGAGUGGAGUGCGUCGACCUACCCGUGACCUUGGAGACAAUGAAGUGCCAGACAAAGAUGAAGACUCUAUCAGGAUGACAGAGAUUUGUGCCAAUGGGGGAAAUAAAAUGAAAUGUUCCAUAAACGAGACCCUGGAAAUCGGAAGUAUAGUGUGUGGGGGUGGGAGCCACGCGUGCUCCCCCGGCACCAAUGAAACUAUAUUCUCAGUGUGUCACGGACAAAGGACAUGUGCCACACUCGGGUUGAGGACAAUGAUGGACUCUUACUGUGGAUACCUCUUUGACAUCACGAGACAGAUCCACGUGACUUACAGGUGUGUCACAGCAGCAAAGAUCAGCCACCCGUGCAAAUCCAACAUCUGCCACCCCGAUAACAAGGGUCUACAGUGCCACAAUGGCGGAGUGAUACAUAUUGUCGGAGCACGCUGUCUCAACGGUGUGUCGCCGUGUUCCUGGCCGACCUACGUGUCCCUGUAUACGCUCUGUGAAAGCCAGGAUGCAUGCGCAGCUUCUGGUUUGAAGAUGAUGAUGCCAAAAUAUUGCAACCAUCACGACAAGUCAAAGAGAAACGUCCAUGUGGAUUAUAUCUGCUUACCCAGACACAGGAUAGAAAAUUCGUGCGACCGGAACUACAAGGAACUGACCAGUCGUUUUGGAGUGAUGAUGAACCCUGGGUACAUCAGUACCACAGAUUCCGGGAUGCCAUCCAGACAAUGUUAUUGGCUGAUAAGGCAACAUACGGGUACUACGGUCAUGGUCACUGUUCAUCUCGCAUACAGAAAAGCAGGAAUGCCGAACUGUAACACCCAGUUUCUGCAGGUCCGCUAUACAGAAUGCCGAACUAAGAGCUCCCGCAUCAGAUCCUUCUGUGACUUGAAGAAGGUCAAUCAGAAGAUAGAAUCCUGCGGCGAUGUAUACAUCACUAGUUUCCUGCCUCCUGCCAUUGAAGACCUCUCCGACAGGUUCUUGGUCUCCUAUACAGUCGUGAAUAACACGAAGGCUCUAAGUUACAUCCCCCUUGAAGAGGUCACGACUUGUGGGGCGGACUUACCGGUUAUGACGUCAUCGACGAUGUCCACGCAUGGGCCGCACGUAUCUGGCAGGAACUAUGGUCCCAAAGACUCGCUAUUUGAUUACGGAGAUGGCCAGUCCAAACAUGACACUGGAGUGUCCGAAGAGUCCGAACUGUCCGGAAUCCCACUCAGAAUCAAGCUUGUGAUCUUGUACGUGUUUUUCGGCAUUGUCAUUCUCGCUCUGCUCAUCGCUCUGGUGUUCGUCAUUAUCAGUUAUCGUGGAAUAGCCCAGAAAGGUCAAUACAAGGUUGAGUCGAGCGAAAAGAUAGCCUUGUGGAAAAAUGAUGACACGACACAAAUUGAAGGUGUUCGACAUAACAGUAUCGCCGAGAACUCGAACCCCUCGGAGGUGACGGAAAUCCACACUCCUGGAUCUCAAACUGACGAGGGCAAACACACCGUCGCAACCGUCCACAACCUGUCCCCCACGGACGGCCAGAAGCGGGCCAGUCACCUCACCGGACGUUUCUCCAGCUUCAGGGAUUCCAAAGAUGACGAGUUCAACGACGGGUACAACCAAUACGCCUCUUACACAAGUCUUACAAGCGACGACGUACCCAUCCGCUCGAACAGAGCCUCCAACGAGAAGGCGAAGAAGGGGAGCGGAAGCGCACCGGAGGAACAACCACUAGUUUUACAGAACGGGACUCUGUCUGUUCCCAAUGGCGUGGAACAUUAUACCAUUAAUGACGAUGAUUAUGCAAUUGUGCGGAAACCUAAGAAACCUGCCAAUAACGUUAAAGAAACGAAUGUGGAUGAUAUUGAUCCUACAUAUGACAAUCUUUUCGACGAAGAAGUCGUAGGAUUUAAACCGACGUCAGGGCCUUAUGAUAAGAAUCGCGAUUCAGGGAUGGAGUUUAAUAUUCGUUUUUCUGCCCUAAAUGGAUGGAGUGACGAUUUGUGAGACCGCUUGUGAGAUUCGUGUGGAUUACAAUUAUGACGACGGACAGGACCGAAAGGAUCUGCCAAGCCCAGGUUCUGUUUAACGUUGUGAAGACAAGAUGGUGGUCUGUUUGCAUAUAUACAAUAAUGGCAUAAUGUGAGGUUGUGUGAGAUGGAAUGUUGCAUGCUACGCAUUGCACCGUGUGCCUCAUCUGAAUAACUAGUCAACUCUAAGUACCCGAUAAAGUCCACGUAUACGAUACUGUGACACAUUGUUAGUGCGGACACCGUUAAUGAGAAAAAUCAACCUACCGGACGAUCUGUUUAGGAUGCAUUUAUACACACAAAGGAACUCACUCCAUACCCAUGACUACUUAAACAGGAAUUAACGUAAUCCGGACAAUUUCCUUGGAACGGUUUACGUACGGAUUAACGAGGUUUCACUUUAUUAGAAUUACAUUGGAGUUUUGCUUUAGAACAUGUUUCGAUGUGAUAUCCACAUUGAAAUGCAGAGAUUAACCCAGAAAUCGGUGUUUAUACGUAUCCCUUCCGCACUUGGUAAGUAGAUUACACGCACGUCAGGCCAAAAAAGGCCUGAAAUCGCCCUCGUGCAACUGGCUUGAACAGCCCGAAACUUCUCGAACGAUGAAGCCUGUCAUGUUUGUAAACAACCACGGGUAGUAACUCUAAAUUUAACCCACUCGCUGCCGCUAUUCAUUUACACUUACUACAGUGUCUACUCUCCCUAAGUAUUUACAAUUAACAAACUUCACUGCGAAAAUAAGUGUAUGAAUCCUCAAUUUUAUGAACAUAACUUUAAAACACACAAGUGAACUCGAAGGAUAGCCACAAUGUAAAUGUUCAGUAAUUAUGAUACUGAACAGACCCCGGUCUACGGGGAUUUUAAACCGUUCGCUUUGGUCCAAAUGCAUUUAUGUGUCAGUCUCAAAAUUGCGGACUCAGCCUGAACAAACAAUACUAUGAAGUCUAGGCCGGAAAUAUUAUAAAAACGGUUUGUUAACACUAUCGUGAAUAGAAGCAAUACCGCAGAUGGGAGACACGCCGUUUCUGAAAAAAUACUAUAGCAUGUGUCCACAUUAUUUGUCCUUUGAGCUACACGAUUCCUGCAGGGCAUGGUUAACAGUUUUCAGUGUUUUUCAUUUUUAGUAUGUGUGGUGCUACUAUCUCAAACGAGUAUCAAACUCUGGCGAGGCGAUACCCUGUAAAAAGUAUUAUGUACGAUAGGGUAUUAUUCAUACGGAAUCUCAAAUAGAUCAUAAUACCGCCUUGCAGAAUAUUUGACACUGGUGGUUGAUUGUAAUUGUCGUUGUUCGAUAUAUUAUACGUGCAUACGAUAUAUUAUACGUAAGUUUCUGCAAAACAUGCAAUGUUUUUUUAGUAUAAAGCCACAUAAAAAUGCUUGUGUCUUGUGGAUUUUUAUGAAGAAAAAAGGUAG